Messenger RNA from Saccoglossus kowalevskii, 9372 nucleotides. RefSeq names its product fatty acid synthase-like. The record is from RefSeq and is a predicted model, not a curated record. NCBI's taxonomy places the organism in Eukaryota, Metazoa, Hemichordata, Enteropneusta, Harrimaniidae. Gene Ontology annotation, biological process: fatty acid biosynthetic process. Gene Ontology annotation, molecular function: fatty acid synthase activity; oxidoreductase activity; 3-oxoacyl-[acyl-carrier-protein] synthase activity.
AUGGACGACGUUGUCAUUAGUGGUAUUGGAUGCAGGUUGCCAGAGUCUGAUAAUUUGGAGGAAUUCUGGCAACAUCUCAUCAACAAAGAUGACAUGGUCACAGAAGAUAACAGACGAUGGGAACCAGGUCUUCAUGGCUUACCAAGAAAAAAUGGUAAUAUUAAAGACUUGAGCAGAUUUGACGCAACCUUCUUUGGUGUUCAUCCUAAGCAAGCGAAUACCAUGGACCCACAGCUAAGAAUAUUCAUGGAGUUAACUUACGAAGCAAUAGUAGAUGCAGGUAUUGAUCCCCAGAUAUUGAGAGGCACCAAUACUGGUGUAUUUGUUGGUGCCACUGGAUCGGAGACUGUUGACGCAAUUACCAGUGACAUGGAGACAUUACUUGGUUAUAGCAUGACUGGUUGUUCACCUGCAAUGUUUGCAAAUAGAAUAUCCUAUUUCUUUGACUUUAAGGGGCCCAGUUAUCAGCUAAAUACGGCUUGCUCAUCCAGUUUACUUGCAAUGGAACAUGCAUUGAGAGCUAUCCGCAGUGGUCAGUGUGAUACCGCUAUUGUGGCUGGUCUUAAUAUAAAUGUCAAACCCAAUACAUCAAUGCAGUUUAUGAAGCUUGGUAUGUUAUCUCCUGAAGGACAGUGCAAGUCAUUUGAUGUACAAGGGAAUGGUUACUGUAGAUCUGAAGCCUGUGUUGCAAUCUUAAUGAUGAAAUCAUCUGAUGCUAAAAGAAUAUACUCCACAGUAAUUCAUGGUGGCACUAACACAGAUGGAUAUAAAGACAAAGGUAUUACAUUCCCUUCUGGGGCUGAACAGAAAAAACUCAUAAAACGAGUUUACAAAGAAGCAGGCAUUGAACCCAAAGAUGUUGUGUAUGUUGAAGCACAUGGUACUGGUACAAAGGUCGGUGACCCACAAGAAAUCAACGCUAUUGUUGAUGUCUUUGGUAAAGAUAGAAACAAAGACAAUCCUCUACUUGUUGGUUCAGUGAAAUCAAACAUGGGUCAUCCGGAACCUGCUGCUGGACUUGCUGCUGUUGCCAAAAUAAUUCUAGCCAUGGAAAAAGGAAUCAUUCCACCAAAUCUGCAUUUCCAUAAUGCCAAUCUUGAUAUUCCGGGACUUCAUGAUGGUAGACUCAAAGUAGUUGAUGAACCUAUGGAAUUACCGGAUGGUUUGGUUGGGAUCAAUUCAUUCGGUUUUGGUGGUUCCAAUGUCCAUAUGAUUCUCAAACCACACAGCAAAAGAUCGUUACACAUUCAAAAAAGCGAUGUUAGACUGUUACACUGUUAUGCCCGAACUCAGGAGAGUUUGGAUAAAUUACUAUCCCAAGUUGAGGAGUAUGAGAUGAAACCUGAUUUUGUAUCUUUGAUGAAUAAUGUUUGCAACCAACCAGUAACAGGAUUUCCAUACAGGGGAUACAAGAUUGUAAACAGUGAGAAUAAAGUACAAGAAACUCAGCAGAUAACCCACAGUGAGACUAGACCUGUAUGGUAUGUGUUUCCUGGUAUGGGCACGCAGUGGCAAGGCAUGGGUAAAGACUUGAUGAAACUAAAUACUUAUAGGGAAUCAAUCAUGAAUUGUACAGAAGCUUUGAAAGACAUGGAUAUCAAUGUGUAUGAUAUGAUAAUGAACAGUGAUGAAAAUACUUAUAAGGAUGUGGUCAAGUCAUUUGUAGGACUUGCGGCAAUUCAGAUUGCUUUGGUUGAUGUCUUGAAGUCAAUGGGUGUAGAGCCUAAUGGUAUUAUUGGACAUUCUGUUGGUGAGUUAGGUUGUGGUUAUGCCGAUGGCUGCCUUACAGCAAGAGAGACUAUCCUUGCUGCUUACUGGAGAGGCAAGUGUGUGAUUGAUGCUGAACUACCAGCUGGUGGCAUGGCUGCUGUUGGUUUGUCUUGGGAAGAAGCCAAACAAAUGUGUCCUGAGGGUGUGGUUGCUGCCUGUCACAAUACAACAGACACUGUCACAAUAUCAGGACCAAAAACUAAAGUUGCUGACUUUGUGAGUGUUCUCAAACAGCAGGAUAUUUUUGCCAGGGAAGUGAACAGUUCCAAUGUAGCCUUCCACUCCUACUAUAUGGCCCAGAUUGCACCACAGUUAAAAAACGCUUUAAUGAAGGUUAUCAAAAACCCACGCCAGAGAUCACCACGGUGGAUCAGUUCCUCCAUUCCUCAAGACGACUGGAAUACCAAACUAGCCAAGUAUAGCUCUGCUGACUAUCAUGUAAAUAAUCUGGUCAAUCCUGUGUUAUUUCAAGAAGCUUUGUCUCAUGUACCAUCCAAUGCUAUCACAAUUGAAGUCUCUCCGCAUUGCCUGCUGCAAGCUAUCCUGAAGCGCUCUCUCAGUCCAAACUGUGCCUUUAUUGGGCUAAUGAAACGCAACCAUGUAAACAACCUUGAAUUCUUCUUGUCCAACAUUGGAAAAUGUUACCUCAGUGGAAUGAAACUAAACAUCAACAAAUUGUUCCCAGAAGUCCAAUAUCCGGUAACCAGAAAUACGCCAUCCAUCGCUCCGUUGAUCCAUUGGGACCACUCACAGCAAUGGCAUGUCCCAAAAGCCAAAGAUUUCUCCACAGGAAGAGGGCAGAACACUUCAGUAGUCUCAUAUACAAUUGAUGUAUCUCCCUCAUCAGAAGACCAUUAUCUGCGUGAUCACUGCAUUGAUGGCAGAAUGUUGUACCCAGCAACUGGAUAUCUCCUGCUUGCAUGGAAAACUCUGGCUAAAAUACGUGGGUUACCAUACCAACAAAUUUCAGUGGUCUUUGAUGAUGUCACUAUACAUAGAGCAACUAUUUUGCCAAACCAAGGAGAAGUGACUCUAGAAGUGUGUCUAGCACCAACCACAGGAAUAUUUGAAGUUUCUGAAAGCAAUCAGUUAUGUGUAUCUGGCAAAGUAGAAAUCCCUGGUGAACCAUUGAGAAUUUUUGAUGCCUUGGAGGACGAAGAAGUGAAUAGAGUAGAAGAUAAUGAGGCAUUGGAACUAUCUGCAAGUGAUGUAUACAAAGAACUCAGACUCAGAGGAUAUGAUUAUGGAGCAACUUUUCAAGGGAUAACCCGUGCUAACAAUUCUGGUAACAAAGGAAUGCUUGCAUGGAAUGGUAACUGGGUAUCGUUUACUGACACCAUGUUACAAAUACAGAUUUUACGACAGCCUGGUAGGAGCCUUAGAUUACCGACAAGAAUUAGAAGAAUUCGAAUAGAUCCUGUUGAACAUUUCAAGAGGUCUGCCUCUACUUUGGACCAGUAUGCUACUGGUCUAGCAUGGAGUGUCUCUACUUUGGACCAGUAUGCUACUGGUCUAGCAUGGAGUGUCUCUACUUUGGACCAGUAUGCUACUGGUCUAGCAUGGAGUGUCUCUACUUUGGACCAGUAUGCUACUGGUCUAGCAUGGAGUGUCUCUACUUUGGACCAGUAUGCUACUGGUCUAGCAUGGAGUGUCUCUACUUUGGACCAGUAUGCUACUGGUCUAGCAUGGAGUGUCUCUACUUUGGACCAGUAUGCUACUGGUCUAGCAUGGAGUGCCUCUACUUUGGACCAAUAUGGUACUGGUCUAGCAUGGAGUGCCUUAACUUUGGACCAGUAUAAUACUGGUCUAGCAUGGAGUGCCUCUACUUUGGACCACUAUGCUACUGGUCUAGCAUGGAGUGUCUCUACUUUGGACCAGUAUAAUACUGGUCUAGCAUGGAGUGCCUCUACUUUGUACCAGUAUGACACUGGUCUAGCAUGGAGUGCCUCUACUUUGGACCAGUAUGGUACUGGUCUAGCAUGGAGUGCCUCUAAUUUGGACCAGUAUAAUACUGGUCUAGCUACUGGUCUAGCAUGGAGUGCCUUAACUUUGGACCAGUAUAAUACUGGUCUAGCAUGGGGUGCCUCUACUUUGGACCAGUAUGGUACUGGUCUAGCAUGGAGUGCCUCUACUUUGGACCAGUAUAAUGCUGGUCUAGCAUGGAGUGCCUCUACUUUUGACCAGUAUGCUACUGGUCUAGCAUGGAGUGCCUCUACUUUGGACCAGUAUAAUACAGGUCUAGCAUGGAGUGUCUCUACUUUGGACCAGUAUAAUACUGGUCUAGGAUGGAGUGUCUCUACUUUGGACCAGUAUGCUACUGGUCUAGCAUGGAGUGCCUCUACUUUGGACCAGUAUAAUACUGGUCUAGCAUGGAGUAUCUCUACUUUGGACCAGUAUGGUACUGGUCUAGCAUGGAGUGCUUCUAUUUUGGACCAGUAUAAUACUGGUCUAGCAUGGAGUGUCUCUACUUUGGACCAGUAUAAUAAUGGUCUAGCAUGGAGUGCCUCUAUUUUGGACCAGUAUAAUACUGGUCUAGCAUGGAGUGCCUCUAUUUUGGACCAGUAUAAUAAUGGUCUAGCAUGGAGUGCCUCUACUUUGGACCAGUAUGGUACUGGUCUAGCAUGGAGUGCCUCUACUUUUGACCAGUAUAAUACUGGUCUAGCAUGGAGUGCCUCUACUUUGGACCAAUAUGCUACUGGUCUAGCAUGGAGUGCCUCUACUUUGGACCAGUAUAAUACUGGUCUAGCAUGGAGUGCCUCUACUUUGGACCAAUAUGCUACUGGUCUAGCAUGGAGUGCCUCUACUUUGAAACAGUAUAAUACUGGUCUAGCAUGGAAUGCCUCUACUUUGGACCAGUAUAAUACUGGUCUAGCAUGGAGUGUCUCUACUUUGGACCAGUAUGCUACUGGUCUAGCAUGGAGUGCCUUAACUUUGGACCAGUGUGGCCCUGGUCUAGCAUGGAGUGCCUCUACUUUGGACCAGUGUGGCCCUGGUCUAGCAUGGAGUAUCUCUACUUUGGACCAGUAUAAUACUGGUCUAGGAUGGAGUGUCUCUACUUUGGACCAGUAUGCUACUGGUCUAGCAUGGAGUGCCUUAACUUUGGACCAGUAUAAUAUUUACAUAGAACGGAUGAGUACUAGUAUGUCGCCGCGAGAGGGUGUGAUCAACGACGAUAACACAAUUUUGAUGAUUACCGAAGUAAAGGCCACAGUUGGUAAAUUCACUGACAGAUGUAUUGCUGGUGGUAUAGAGAUAUAUGGUCUGCAUGCUACUGUGGCACCAAGACGUCAACAACAACAAACUCCUCCAACUCUGGAGCAAUCUCUCUUUGUACCAUACUACGAAAAACAAAUUGCAAAAGGUGACACAGAGUUGUUAAAAUACCAUAUGGUCUGUGACAAGUAUGCCAUAGAUCUGUUUUGCCAGGUUCAAAAGAAAUGUCAACAGCAACAAAUUGAUCUCCCAAAUGCCAAACUACUACAGGAGAUGACAAAUGGAAUGAAGCCAAGAAUGAUGGUAAUUGAUGAUGUAAACAAAUACAUGGAGGAUCCACAGUGUGGUCUAAUUAGGGUCAUGCAUGAAAUCUACAAUCUGCAGCUGAGUGGAUCGUUCACUGAAGACGUGCGAAAUAAACUGGACCUCAAUUCUGAUCUGAUACAAAGUGAUAAAUUACUGAGCGUUUUGAGUAGCGGGAGGUAUCUGAAGAAUUGUCUGGAUGUGGUGAUGGAGAACACACCAGGCAUGAAGAUGAAAAUUGUGGAAGUUGGUGUUAGGGGAAGUGGCUUGUACAGCAAAGUGGUUCCUGCACUGAAUUCACAUCCACUGCUGCAGCUUGACUAUACUGUAAGCUACGAGUCCGAAGAGAUCAUCUCAUUGAAAGAGGAGAAGUUCCAACAAUUUGGUGUUUCAAUGAUGAAAUGGCAACUUACGCAAUCCCCUCCCAAUAGUGUCAGUUCAUCAGACCUGGUUAUUGCUGAGGGCCUUGCCGGAGUGUCAAACAUUCCCUCAGCUUUGACCAACAUCUCAUCAACUUUGGUAGAGGGUGGGUUUCUGCUUUUACAUGAGAGAACCGUUAACUUUACAGCACCUGCAGUCUUGGAGAUGUUAUCGAAAGACCUUUCAAAUAACAAUUCCUUGAAGCGACAUUAUGGAAUCUUUCUCACUGAGGAGCAAUGGGUGACUGUUUUGGAAUUGGCCAAUUUUGAAAUUGUUUCUCAAAAAUCUGAUGGUUUGCAGUCAACCCUGUUCCUAUGCCGUAAGUGUGUACCAUUUACCGAAGGCUCCUACGUCUUAGCAGUAAAUGAUGCUAGCUUUGAAUGGGUGGACACCUUGAAGGAGACAAUUGCAAACUUUCAAGAGAAGAAUUCAAGAGAGAAGAUCUGGUUGCUAGUGGAUACAGCUGUGGAUUCUGGGAUUGUCGGUAUGAUGAACUGUUUGAAGCAAGAACCUGGUGGAGAUAGACUUAGGUGCAUAUUUAAUGCCAGUCUGGAGAACAAUUCCAAGCUAAUGAAUCUGAAAAACAAUGACAAAGCAUUGGAAAAGAUAACGCUAAGAGACUUAGUGAUGAACAUUUACCGUGAUGGUUCCUGGGGAUCAUUUCGCCAUGUGCCAAUCAGCACUUCAACUAAUUCCAGCACCAUCCUUACCUCACAUGCAUAUGUUAACGUACUUACACGUGGUGAUCUCAGUUCACUGAAAUGGAUUGCAUCACCUUUGAGAUAUGCCAUAUCAGAAUCCAACAGUUACAGACAGGAUAUUUGCACUGUGUAUUAUGCAUCUCUCAAUUUCCGGGAUAUAAUGGUGGCCACUGGAAAACUGACUCCAGAUGCUCUACCAGGAAAGAUUGCCUCACACGAUUGUGUAUUAGGAAUGGAAUUUUCUGGUCGUAACCACGCAGGUCAGCGGGUGAUGGGACUAGUACCUGCUAAAGGUCUAGCAACAACAGUGAGUGUUGAUAAAGACUUCACCUGGGCCAUACCACAAUCAUGGACUAUGGAGGAAGCUGCCUCAGUUCCUGUCGUCUACGCGACUGUAUACUAUGCACUGAUUGUCCGAGGGCAGCUGAGAAAAGGGGAAAGUAUCUUGAUACAUUCUGGAUCAGGUGGUGUCGGACAAGCUGCCAUCUCUGUUGCCCUUCACCAGGGGUGUCAAGUAUUCACAACCAUUGGUUCUCGGGAAAAGAAGAAUUACCUUAUGUCAAGAUUUCCAGAAAUAAAAGAAGAACAUUUUGGUAAUUCAAGGGAUUCCUCGUUUGAACAAAAGAUACUGAUAGCUACGGAGGGAAUGGGUGUUAAUGUUGUUUUAAACUCACUAGCAGAAGAGAAGUUACAGGCAAGUGUCAGGCUGCUGGCACCCCAUGGCCGAUUCUUAGAAAUUGGCAAAUAUGACCUUUCCAAUAACUCGUCAUUGGGUAUGUCCUUAUUCUUGCGUAACGUUACAUUUCAUGGUAUCCUAUUGGAUGCCUUGUUUGACGGUAACAAUCCUGACUGGCAGUCAGUGUAUAAUUUACUCUCACAAGGAAUCAAAUCUGGUGCAGUACAGCCACUAAAAACAACAGUAUUUACAAAGGAUGAUGCAGAGGGCGCUUUUCGAUACAUGGCUCAAGGCAAGCAUAUUGGUAAAGUGCUUAUCCAGGUUUGUAGUGAAGAAUCUGAUUCUGUGACUAUGCCAAGGCCCAUACAAAUGCCAGCAAUAACACGUAGCAUAUGCCAUCCCCAAAAAACUUACAUUAUAACUGGUGGUCUUGGAGGGUUUGGUUUAGAGUUAGCUAACUGGCUUGUUGAAAGAGGUGCACUUCACCUUGUUCUGACGUCUAGAUCAGGUAUUCGCAAUGGCUAUCAGAGUCGGUGUGUGAAAAAAUGGCGUGACCUUGGAGUCCAGGUCAUUAUCUCAACUGUAGAUAUAACUGAAACUGAUGGUGCUGAGAAGUUAAUAAAAGAUGCAUACCAAAUUGCACCUAUUGGAGGAUUAUUUCAUCUUGCAAUGGUUUUGAAAGAUGGCUUAUUGGAAAACCAGACUCCUGAGACUUUCAGAUCAGUCUGUGCUGCUAAGUACAUUGGUACGUGCAAUCUGGACCAAGCUACCCGUAAACUUUGCGCUAAAAGCAUGGACUGGUUUGUUGUGUAUUCAUCUGUUGUGAGUGGACGUGGCAAUGUAGGACAGACUAAUUAUGGAUUUGCAAACUCAGCCAUGGAAAGAAUAUGUGAACAGAGAUGUCAUGAUGGGUAUCCAGCAUUGGCCAUACAGUGGGGUGCCAUUGGUGACGUUGGUAUCAUACAAGACACAAUGGGUGACAAUAAUACAGUGGUGGGUGGUACAUUGCCUCAGAGAAUUGGGUCUUGUCUUUCUGUUCUUGAUAUUUUCCUUGCCCAAUCACAUCCAGUGGUGUCCAGCUAUGUACUGGCAGAGAAAUCUACCAGUGUCAAGAACGACCAGACUUCAACCAAAGCCACCUUGGUGGAUUCCGUUGCACAUAUUUUGGGAGUCCAGGAUCCAUCCACUUUGAAUCCUACCACAACUCUAGCUGAUCUGGGACUGGAUUCAUUGAUGGGUGUUGAAAUUCGCCAGACUUUGGAACGAGACUAUGAUAUUGUGAUGCCGAUGCGAGACAUCAGAAAACUUACAGUGAAUAAAUUAAAUGAACUUGCCCAUGGUGGCGCUGUAGCUGAACCAACCAAGACAGACAGUCAACAAGUUGCCGCAAGAGUUGAUGAAAGUACAACCACCGCUAAAGUGUCGCCAGACUUCUCAGCAGAGACAGUUGUGGAUUUACAUAAAAUUGAAAAUGACACAGGCCGGCCACUUUUCAUCAUCCACCCUAUAGAGGGCACUGUUACUGAAUUAAUGGACUUAGCAUGUAGACUGCAGUGUACAUGCUAUGGUAUUCAAGGUACACCAGAUGUUCCCACAGACUCAAUAGAAAGCAUGGCUCGCUGCUACAUUGACCGUAUGCAGGCAAUACAGCCUAUUGGACCUUACAGACUUGCCGGGUACUCAUUUGGUGCAUCUGUGGCUUUUGAGAUGGCAUUACAACUUCAGAGUAAGAAAAACGCUGACAAUAGACUGGAGCAGUUGAUCCUAUUGGAUGGCUCUCAUGCAUAUGUUUCUGCACACACACAGUUGUACAGAGACAAGUUUGAAGCUGAAGAUGAGAAUGUGAUGGAAACUGUGGCAAUGUUUGCAUUUGUACAGAAGUUUAUUCCCAUUAACUACCCACAGUUAAAGGAAGAGUUCACCGCUUGCAAAUCUUUGCAAUCACGCCUGCAUCUAGCCAGCAGCAAGGUUGCCGAUGUCCAUCCAUCACAAGAUGUUGAAAGUUUGUUGGUGGCAGCAGAGGCGUUCUACAGAAGACUGGUUGCAUGUGAUGCUUACAACCCAGCGUCAAAAUACAACGGUGAUGUGUUAUUAAUUAAAGCCAAGACUGGUAGCGAGUCUGGAGACAGUCUGGGAGAAUAUUAUGGACUCAAUCAGGUUUGUGAUGGUAGAAUAACUACAUACAAGAUUGCUGGUGAUCACCAGUCUUUUAUCCAAGGAGAGAGUGCAAGUGAAGUUGCCAUUAUAAUGAACAAUUUAUUUGCUGGUCAAAAAUACAUUGAAGCAUAG